AUGACGACGCCAUCGAUCACCUCAAACGAGCUGAAUUACCUCGUGUUCCGGUACCUCCAGGAAUCAGGUCAGUCUCAUGCGUAUCUCCCAUUUGGGCCGCUCCGGCGAUCAUAUCCAUUGGGACGGAUGUCUUCUAUGGUUCUCCUAGUUUCUUCUCCCGCUUUACUCUCCCGAGUUUUUCUGUGGAGAAGCUGGGUCGCCCCAAGCCCUUUUCUUCACGUUCAUUUAUAUUGGUUCCUGGGCGUUUGAAAAGUCGUCCCCGUUUACAAAUAGCGCACAUGUAGGCUCCACAUGAGUUUGAUGGGGACAUUUUUCAUGUUAUAUGCGCAGAAUAGAAGUUCAGAGAGGUGAACUGAACCAGUGAUUGCAUAUUGCGACAAGUAGCCAAGUAUUUUAGAGUAUCAGUUUAACAUUCUCUUUUUAAACAGAUUCAAUCUUGUGGUUUUGAGUUUGGUCUUCCUCUCUGUUACCCUUGGAAAAAAGCCUACACCCGAGCAAAUAGUAAUUUGUGCUGUGAAUUAAUUUCGCUUUGAAGAUUCUUUUGCCACUGCUAUUCUACCUCCCAAGACUACUCAAAACUUGUUCAAGUUGUUGGUGGAUGUUUUUUCUUUUUAAGAGACGUAGAUGGUAAUUGUGUGGAUAGAACUGAGUGCCAUGGACUUGUUUCUAUUUUUUGUGUGUGGGGCAUAUUUUUUGAGCAGGUGAUUGAUGCCCAAAUUUUCCAAUCAAUGUAACAAGAUUCAGAGGAAAUGGAUUGACAACUGAUUAAAGGAUCGGAGGUUGGGAUUUCCUCGGCCAAAGAUAAACUUGGGACAGAAACUCUCCGUUUUAUCUGGGUGCAGCGGACUAGAUCAAGGGAGAUAAUUUAGAGGAGCUAAAAAAAAGGGACAAAGAAUUGAAGAUCGAACAAAUAGUCCACCUUUUAAGAAAAACAGUUUUAGGAUUCUGAUGAUUUAACCAAUGUAAACCAUAACCAUUACACCCCACGGUUGCAAUUAGUACAAGUACGUACUUCAUAAAGUCUCAAUGUGUAACAGGCUAAAGUUAAGGGCUUGGAACUUGAGAAAUAUUCCACGGGUCAUCAUUUUGGCAAUCUACCAUUUUGGAAAUGUGUAACAGUCUGACGUGAUUCUGCAUAUCCUUAUUAGCACAUCCAUUCCACAAAUUUCCAACUUUGACCACUUGCACCUAGUUAUGCCUAUUUGGUGUCACCAAAACAUCAGAAUUUGCAUGAAGGCUGUGGGUUCCAGGACUCGAGGUUCUUGAUCCUUGAGUCCACACUUUAAAGACAUUUCAAGAAAAAAAAAGAAACCUGCUGUACUCUCGAAAAUCCUGAGGAUGGAGGUAAUGAUAACUGCACGGGUGAGCAAAUGCUUGUUGUGGAUAACGACAACACUUGGUGGUGCCUCAUUUUAGGUGGGCCUUUCUUGAUAACUAGGGCAUGCAGAUGUGAAUGACCGGUUUCUCUUACUGGAGUAGUAUCCAUGAGGAGCAUUAUUCGUGUUGCCAUUUCUUUUAAAUGUGAAAAAUGGUCCCUUCCUAAAACUAAAUUGUGCAUUCAUAAAUCCUUUUUAGGUUUGCUCUUCUUAUUUGGAGUGUAUUCUAGGAUUAGGUAUUAAAGAUGGUGCGAUAUGUCCAACUUUGCGUUUUUUGUGAGUAGCAUACUCUCCAUUUAUUCGAGUAAAGAUUGUCUUUCAUUCUGUGCAUUUUCUAGCCUUGUUUGUUUGCGGAUACCAUAAUUUUUUUUCCUCUUGAUGUCACAAGCCCAUCUUAAGUAUUGUAUUUUUGGUCAUGAGUUGGUGGAAGGAAAAGUGCAUGAAUUGACGAUAGAAAAGUUGACCCAUAUGUUUAUUGCUGUCUCAUUCUUUGUCAAUCAUCUUCAGGUUUCACGCACUCAGCAUUUGCUUUAGGUUACGAGGCAGGGAUCAACAGAAGUCCUGUUGAUGGAAAUUUGAUUCCUCCCGGUGCUCUCGUUACAUUUGUACAAAAAGGUCUUCAAUACAUAGAAUUGGAAGCAAAUUUAAGCAAUGUAAGUUUUCUGACUCAUGUGAAAGCCAUGCAAAUGUUUCUUUUUCAUCUUGACUUUUAGCUAUGUACUUUCAGAAGGGUCAUGAACUGAUUGUUAGAUCGCUUGCUUUGUUUCUGCUCAAUGGCACCUAUUCCCCCAUUUCUCAGGAUGGCCAUGACGUAGAUGAUGAUUUCUCACUUUUGCAACCGUUGGACCUUAUCACUAAAGAUUUUCAUGAAUUGCGACGAAUUAUAAAGGAGAAGAAGGAAAGCCUUGAAAGGGACCAAAACAAGGGCAAGGAGAAAUCCAAGGACUCCAAUCGAGAAAAUGAACAUGAGCUUGCAUACGGAAAGGAGAAAGAAGUACUGGAGAGAGAAAAAGAGAAAGAAGAGGUUAGAGAUAAAAUAGAGAAAGGUAAAGAGCAAGAAAACGGUAAAGAUAAAGACAAAGAUAAAGAUAAACAACAAGAGCAGCAUACAGAGAAAGAAUCUGCAAGAGAGCAUGAAGAUAAGAUCGAACUUAAAACUGAAGAACAUGGAAUUUCUGAAGGUACGUGGACUCUUAGCUCUCAUCUCCGUGCUGUUUAUUAUGUAAUGGCGACUGUAAUGAGCUUUAAUGUGGAAUGCUGAUUUUCAUCAUUCUUAUUGUCUUCGCUUUUCCUAUUUAUUAACUGCCAGUUUAGGAUUUAAAAUCUUUACAUCCAACCAUAAAAUUCUAUUAAAAAUAAUAUAUAUAUAUAUAUAUUUAAGACUUUGUCACUUAAUUCGAAGUUUGCCCUGUUUAUAAGUUCCUAUUAUCAGAAUCAAACUUUAGAGAAUAAAAUAUGCCUCCAUCUUUCCUUUUCGUGCACCAGAUACGGUGCUACAAUACAACGUCCUCCUCAUCCUAUGAAAUCCUGCAUUAUAGUUUUUAACGUUUAUUGUCAGCUGAGAACCGUGUAAAAUGCUGAUCCCUUGUUUUGAAUUGUGAGCCAUUAUCCCAUGCUGCCCUCAAUCUAUUAUUCUUCUCUUUCUGAGGCCUUCAUUGCGGCACAGUGAAAGCUAUAUGUCCUAAAAGUAGGUCUAACAGAGCAAUUUUAACCUGAUAAUUUUUAAGUGCAACAUCUUAUGCUUUUGAUCAUCUUAUGUAAGUGCAACAAAUUAAAUCCUGCUUUGAUCAUCUUAUGCUUUUGAAAUGUAGUUGAAUUCUUUAAUUUACCAAUUCAACCUUUUUGGUAGUUUAUAUAGACUUAAGGCGUACAGUCCCUUUGCCUUUGUCUUUUGAGGAAGGAAACAUUCGUGUAUAUACCAUCUACAGUUCUAUUUUUCUGUUGACAAAGUACAAAUUGCAACCUAAAAGGUAGUUUAAAUCCUCCAUAAGACUUAUUAACACUCUCGCUAAAGUUUUUCUUGGCCUGGUAUUUCCUUUUACUGGUUCAUAUAAGGUAAAUCAAGUGGUCGGGGAAAAGAAUGUCAUCUUCAGUCUUUCAUAUGAUAUAAGAUCUACUUAACCACAUAUCAAUGGUCAGGAAAAAUAACGUCAUUGCGGAUCUUUAAUAUAAUUAAGAACUAGUUGACCAUAUAUUGAUGAGAUAAACCUUAUGAUGUUUUUAUUGAAUGACACAUUAGAGGCAACUAUUUGAAGAAAGUGUUAGGUAAUCAAUAAACUAAAAUUUAACUAGGAAUAAAACAUGCUGCAUUGGAUAACCUCCUUCUUGGACGAUUGGGAUGGAAUUUCUAUAUACUUUAUUUUUUCUCUUUUUCUUUUUAUUUCUACAGUGUUACGUUGAAGAGUGAGUUUACAUUUUAUGUCAUUUAGUGGACAUCACGUACCUAACACAAUUAACUUCAAAAUAAAAGGUUCUCUUGCCAAAAUUCCUUCGUGUGCUGGAAGGGUAGAGCUUCAAAAAUCUUAAAAUCUUACAUUCGUGGAAGCUUGUAAGUUUCGUUUAUCAAGGAACUUUUUGGAGAUUAGAGAUUUAAAUUGUCAAUUUCAUAAUGUUUUCACUUCCAAAGUAGACAAGUGGCUACGUUUUCAGCUUUUUUAACUACUCCGUGGGGAGAAUGGUCGUUCCAAUUUUGAAGGUGUUGACUUGGGUGUCUGGUGUCAACCGUUGAAAAGCCAGUCUGGGUGUUGACAUCUGCAUUGUAUGUGUGACAACACGCAGGAUCUCCUAUUUCUUUGUUCAUGUCUAAACGCAAAUCUCACAGGUGUAGAUCCUUGGUCGUGGAUUUCAGCCAUCAUGUCAACACUUAUUUUUCAAGUUUCAAAUCCUGUGUAAUUUGCUUUCCUCAUGUUGCUUUAGUUGCCAAUCUUUAAACGUUAGGUCUCAAUAUUUUCAUCUUACCACUUGAAUAUUGUGUCACUAGAUACAUUGUGGGCACUGUUCUAUAAUAUUUUACACUUGAUAGGAACUCCAUGUCCUUCCUUUUUCUGUCAAGAAUGGGAAUUUAUGGGGAGACGUGGUUGUUUGAUUGCGAUUAAUUUAUUUAAUAGUUAUCUUAUGUAAGGGCUCAGGACAUAAUUUAGGUGUAAAUUUUUCAUUACCAACCAUACUGUCUCAACUUGCAGGCUCUUUGUUGUUGUGUCCAUAUGAUUUACCAUCUUUCUAUGUAUUCAUUUAGAAUCGGUGCAUUUUCCCUUGGCUCGCUUAAUUUAUCAUUUUUUCGGUCGUAAAUUCAUUCAUUGGAAUUAUAUAACAUUCUUUUUUUGUAAGCAUUACUUUUUACCUUUUUUCUUAGGUCCUGAGCCAAUGGAUAUCACUAGUAGCUCUCCACCUUCACCUGUUGAAGUUCCCAGUUCUGAUGUGACUAUUUUAGGAGGCCACACAUCUGAGGUCUGAAUUGUUAUUGUUAAUGUGUCCUUUCUUCCCCUUGAAAUUGUUUUCUUUGCGAUAUCCCCCUAGUUUUGAGCCAGUGGCUAUUGUUAUAGGUGUCAGGUUGUAAGUAUAUGCUUGUUUCUCCUCACAGGUGUUUGCAUGUGCAUGGAGUCCAACAGGCUCCCUUCUUGCAUCUGGGUGGGUAUAUUUCUUUUCGCCUAUCAGUUGGUAGUGUUCCCGUAAUGCUCUGAUCUAGGAGUUUUUCUUUUUCGUUAUGUUUUCCAAUUUAGCUAUUCAUUUACUCGAUUGCUACGUACGUGGAAGCUUUUUCCAUGCCAUACUUAAAAUCUCCUUGGUUUGAGAUACAUCUAUUCUUCUAUUCGUGAUGCUGGACUUCUUGGUACAAUUCGAAUGGCUUUAUUUUAUAUGCUUACUGUUAGCAUUUUUACUCAUCUUUGCAGCUCAAGAUAUUUUAUUUUGUGGUUUUGGUUGUUAAUCCAGGCUGUUUCUGACGCAUGAUAUUGCAAAAAAUUAUGCACAAAUUAUGGCAUUGUGCAUUUGCACUUAACUGCCCCCUGUAAACUGCGACUGUAUACAAAUGUCUCUUCCUGUUUACUGAUCAUUUGAUAGUGUGAAUAAAGUUGUGCCUCUUUCUCGUUUUCUCGUCAAUGGAUCUGUACCUGUUUCUAUUAUAUGAUGUGACUGUGUGACCGGAGUGGAAAAAAAAGCGAGAUGCAUUCAGUUUAAUGUUUAUAUUCUAUUAUCUUUAGAAUGCUUGCAUUAUCUAUUAGUCGCAGGAUCAGUUUUCUCAUUUUUCGUAAGAUGGGUGCAUUGUGGGUAUUAUGAUUGUAUUUAGUUCUUUUUUUUUUCUGUAUAAAUCGUCAAAUAUAUUUCAUUGUAAAACAUAUUGUGAGUAUUAUGGGUCUUUUGAUUGUUGUCUCGUGAGCCAUAUGAAAUCGGCCUAUAAUUCCGAAGCACUCUCAUCCUUGCCCUUGUAUCUGCCAAGUGUUUAUCAAAAAUAUCCAUUGAUCGGUUGAUUGGAGUGCGUUUAUGCAUAUAUUUGUCCAAGAUUAAAAAAUAGCUUUUUGAGCGUACCAAAUGGCUUCAUUUUUUCCCCACAAUUAAAUGAGUAAAAUUUAUGUGGUGAAUUAUCCCUCCUUUUUGUGUUGGCACUGAGGUUUCUAGAUCAUUUUUUCAGCAUUAGCAAUGCCCCUGAUAAACUUUGAUCAUAUGCUCUUGAAAGUUAUGGUUUUCAUCCUGAUUUAUAGUUUUUAUUACCCACUUAUGAUGUUCGUUUUCAUUGCAUCUAUAGGUCUGGAGAUUCAACCGCACGCAUCUGGACUAUACCACAGGGUCAUUGUGGUUCUAGUACACAGAAUGAACCGCCAAACUCGUCAGUUUUAAGACACUUUCGGGGUAGAACCAACGAGAAGAGCAAAGAUGUUACAACACUUGAUUGGAACGUGAGUUUCUCAGUUUAUGCAUUGUAUCUGCUAUGCUCAAUGCAUGACCCCUUUCCCUCUAAAUAUAUUAUUCCAUGUAUCAAACACACAUAUGCACAUCGCGCAAACUCAUCACACCUGAUACUUGCUAAAUGUUCCUGCUGGAGCUUUUUUUAUAGUUAAUUCUUUGUUGCUAAUUUCCAUCUUGUUACUCUUUAGGGAGAAGGGACGCUACUUGCAACGGGUUCUUAUGAUGGUCAUGCGAGAAUAUGGGAUAGAGAAGGUUAGCUAUUCUCUGUCCAAUGAUGGUACCUAAUCACGUGCUGCAGCUAGCACCAAUGGCCGUCUCACUUUUACAUAAUCUUGAAAAUUUAUCUGCAAGAAUAUCGUGAAUUUUUUCCAAAAUAUGGAUUAGCUCCUGAAGUCAUUCAAAAAAAUAUAUAUAUUUUGCACGUGGGAAGCCAUUUUACAAUACUGGCAUGCCUGCGUAACAAGUAUGGUUUCCUGCAGCUUGUCCAAUUUUUUCACAGUUUCUUCUUACAAUAGUUGCAUUCCCCAAUAGUAUACCUAUCAUCACUCUUUCCUUUUGUCAAUGAUAUCUUUAUAUUUUAUUGCGUGUUUUAAUGAAGUCAUAAUGUUACAUGCUUGAUAGUGUCUAAACCUUUCUUUUUCGUUGGGCAUGAUUUAGUCCUAUAUUCUGUCUGUGUUGACCUGCUGACCAGGGGAUUUGAAGAUUACCUUGAGCAAGCAUAAGGGUCCAAUUUUCUCUUUGAAAUGGAAUAAGAAGGGUGACUUUCUCCUUAGUGGAAGUGUUGAUAAGACAGCUAUCGUGUGGGAUGUAAGAACUGGAGAAUGUAAGCAACAAUUUGAGUUUCACUCAGGUAUCAUGUUUCUCACAAGUAUGGCUUCUGUGAUUCUCUACAUACACAAGAAUGCCAUAUUAAUGUGAAAUUAUUUUUGCAGCCCCCACUCUCGAUGUGGACUGGAGAAACAAUGUUUCGUUUGCUUCAUGUUCAACAGAUAACAUGAUUUAUGUUUGUAAAGUUGGUGAGACGCGCCCCAUCAAAGCUUUUGCUGGACAUCAGGUUUGUUCAUGAAAUGAAGUACACAUACUUUUCAUUAGCAUUGCUUGUGUUGAAGCCAAAGACUUUUUCUUUAGCCCUAAGUUUACUUGCUCAACUUUAUGGGCAUACGCUAAUUAUAUUUUCGGGUUGACUUUUAAUUUAACUAAAUUUCUUCACUGAGCUCAUGCCACGAGGAACUGGGAACAUACAUGACGCAUCUUUGCUGAACAUAAGCCAACUUUUGGAAUAUCUUGCUGCCCCAUUUUGUAGAAUUUUGUUUAUUUGUGAUGUUGUUAUGUUUGAUGCCGAAUACUGAUAACCAGUCAAAUAAUCUAGGGAAACCUACAGUUUAUCAUCUGUGACGUAAGAAGCCUCUAAUUGUAACUUGUGAAAUCUGCUGGUGGCCUUAAUGCACCAAGUAAAUGUAUAUGCAUAUGCUUAUAUACGUGUCAGCAGCAAGUCACAGUAUGUGCCGAGGGAAGAUGAAUGGAAUGUUAAACUCCCGUGUUAUUCUUAGCACCAGAUUGUGAGUAUGCAGUAGACAUUAAGUGGUCUGAAGUGACAUCAGAAUUAUAGAUACGGAAUUCUGCGACAAGGGCUUUUGGGUGAUGUUGUCAUCAUGACAUUCCAACUUGCCCUUAAAGGUGUUUGACCUCGUCUUUAAUCGCGUGGUUUUUGUGGUUGCUGCCAAGUUCAAUCAAAAAAGGAAUGCAAAACUCAUAUUACACAGCUUAUUAUUUAGAUGAAACAAUUAUAAAUAUGAAAUAGGGGCCUAAUUCCUGAAAUAUCAUGUUCUUGGUGGAUGAUAUAGCGGGCUGCAUCUUACUGCUAAAUCGCGUGGUUUUUGUGGUUGCUGCCAAGUUCAAUCAAAAAAGGAAUGCAAAAUUACACAGCUUAUUAUUUAGAUGAAACAAUUAUAAAUAUGAAAUAGGGCUCUAAUUCCUGAAAUAUCAUGUUCUUGGUGCAUGAUAUAGCGGGCUGCAUCUUACUGCUAGUUACCCUUUUAUUUCGGUCAGGGAGUAAGGAAGAAAGGUGAUGGUAAUAGCAAGUUUACGACUCCUUGAAUAUUAGGUGAUUUGCAUUUUUACAUCCCAAAAUGGGUGUGCUUUUUCCCAUAUAGAUAACUAAAUGGGCCUUAGAAUUUCAGAUUCCUCCACGGGAUGAUGUGACACCUGGCCACCGUGUGACAGAUGAUGCCCCUUUUCUCACACUUUUGUCUGAGCAUUGAAGUUAUUAAUGAAGUUAAAAGACACAUCUUUUUCUUCUUUUUUGGUUUUUCCAAACUUCAAUGUUCAUCAUGGCUUUUUUUUAUUAACAGCACUCAUAUAAGUUACUGAAAUAGAAGAAUCCAUCAAUAACAUGCCUUACAAAGUAUGUAGCAUCUGUAGUUAAAAGAGGUAUGAUGUGAUGAAUCAUCUUGCACUAGGCCCUGGUUAACAAUCUCAAAACUAAGAAAGAAAUCUCUGUCUGAUUGUGUAAAAUCCCCAGCAAUUAUAAUAGAUCUUGCUCGUCCAAUACAAGUUUAGCAUUCCCUCUCCUUUUUCGUCUGGAUGUGUGUAUCUGGGGCAGAUUGGUAGUAAUCGCAGGAUUGGUGUGUAGGACAGGCAGUUGCAACCUACCCUAAGAGGGUGGCAAUAUUUCCAUGACUUUGGUUUAGAUAUCACACUAGUUGAAAUUUUAUUUUAACCAUCCUAGGAGCCUAACCUAAUGCAAAGUUUCCGUGGGAUUGCUAUGUUUGAUUAUUCUUGGUGGGGUUGCUUUAAAAAAUUUCUUGCUUUAAUAUGGGUAGCACAAGGGGUUGAUCUUUUUUUUUUCCUGAUACUUAAUUAUACGAUAUUUGUAUCAUAUGUUGUCUUCAUUUGACUUCUGAAACCUGGGAAGACUAAGCGGCGUCAUUUGUCAUUUCAGGGUGAGAUUAACGCCAUAAAAUGGGACCCAACUGGUUCAUUGUUGGCGUCCUGUUCUGAUGAUAUGACUGCAAAGGUGCUCAUUUUGCUGGAUGCUCAGUUUUUGGUCAUCAUAUUUUGAUCCUAAUUUUGGAUUUUUCAGAGGCUUUUCAUAAAUAAAAAAUUCCGAAGCAUAUGGAUUAAAAAAAAAUUCUUGUGCAAUAAUUUCAUGGACCUGAUUGGGCAAACAAAGAUUGACAGUUCCUACUAAUCUUGGCAGAUUUGGAGCCUGAAGCAGGACAAAUUCGUCCAUGAUUUCAAGGAUCACCAGAAGGUGGGUUGGGCCACCUCUCUCGGUGCCACCAUCUUCUUCCUCUCAACUAUCGAAUAAUUAGGAGCUUUUUGUUUAAUUUCUUCAGGAGAUCUAUACAAUCAGGUGGAGUCCUACUGGCACCGGCACAUGCAACCCCAAUCAGCUGGUGCUGGCAAGGUAAUCUGUUCCGUCAUACUGGGCUGGUUGGUGAGGUCAACCACCUGUUUGACCUCCAGACUCCAUCCUCAUCUGUUCUUAUGGAGACACAUUAACUAUUCACUUUAAAUCCGUGAUUUUUAGAGCCUUCUCUGACUGAAAAUACCCCGCGGACUGAUUCUUAUUCAGAUGAUCUAGUUUUUUCUUAUUUUAAAAAGAUGGGUUUUAUAAUUUUCUCACAAUAUUUAUCGGGUGGAGAGAAAAAAAAAUUCUUUCACAUUAGGUCAACCAUCUCUUGCCCUUUUUUGCAGUGCCUCCUUUGACUCGACCGUAAAGCUAUGGGAUGUGGAUGCUGGUAGGCUCCUGCAUAGCCUCAAUGGCCACAGGUGCUGAUCGAGCUCUGUCCCUCCUCGUCUGUCUAUAAUCCGAAAAUAUAUAAAUAUUUAUUAAUUUGGUGUGUAAAAUGAUGUUAAUAUAUGGAUCAGGCAACCGGUGUAUUCCGUGGCAUUCAGCCCGAACGGGGAGUUCUUGGCCAGUGGAUCAGUUGACCAGUGCCUCCAUGUGUGGUCCCUCAAGGAGGGGAGGAUCAUCAAGACCUUCCGCGGCGGCGGCGGGAUCUUCGAGGUCUGUUGGAACAGGGAGGGCGACAAGAUCGCCGCCUGCUUCUCCGACAACACCGUCUGCGUGGUUGACUUCCGAAAGUAG
Molecule: messenger RNA, 10371 nt
Organism: Spirodela intermedia
Lineage: Eukaryota; Viridiplantae; Streptophyta; Magnoliopsida; Alismatales; Araceae
Source: the annotation of a GenBank genome assembly